This is a messenger RNA of Caenorhabditis elegans, 428 nucleotides long. RefSeq names its product Neuropeptide-Like Protein (gene nssp-90). Lineage: Eukaryota; Metazoa; Nematoda; Chromadorea; Rhabditida; Rhabditidae. Bases 168 to 380 code for a protein of 70 amino acids. The transcript has 3 exons. The record is from RefSeq and is marked reviewed.
ACAUUAGCCGUGCUCAUUCUAGUGAAUCGUGUAAAUAUUCUGAACCACAACGAUUUUUAAAUUAAAUCGUUUGUUUUGUUAAUUUAGUUGGAAACAUUUUCUCAGAACGACUAUGAGCCACAAUUUUUAAUUGCCCAGCUUCUAAGCCUAAAAGUGUCCAUUCAAAAAUGAAGUACCCAGUGCUGGCCGUCAUGCUUGUCCUCCUCAUCGUCAUUUCCCUCAGUGUCGAUGCGCAUUUUCCAGUAUACAGUCUUUACAAGGAACGUAAACCGGUUGAUUUGUUCCAAGCCCUGGCCAGCGCAAGACAGGCGAAACGACGAGCUGGAGGAUUCGAAGAAAACUAUGAUCUACCCCUCUCCGAAUUUUAUAAAAGAAGAUAAUUGCUUGAUUGUUUGAAUUUUUGAUCUCAAAUAAAGUUUUCUGUGUUA